Messenger RNA from Chelonoidis abingdonii (Abingdon island giant tortoise), 3062 nucleotides. NCBI's taxonomy places the organism in Eukaryota, Metazoa, Chordata, Testudines, Testudinidae. The record is from RefSeq and is a predicted model, not a curated record.
GGGAGGGGGAGACUCCCGCGCACGUGCCAAGGAAGUGUCAACGUUGAGAGAGAAAAUACCCCCCGUUCCGACGGGCUCAUCUGGCGCCCCGCCCCGUUCCGACGGGCUCAUCUGGCACCCCCCGCUGGGAGAGGGGCGUAACCCCCCCCGUUCCGAUGGGCUCCCGUAGCGCCCCACACCCCAGAAGAGGAGCGUAAACCCCCCCGUUCCGACGGGCUCAUCUGGCACCCCCAACCGGGAGAGGGGCAUAAUCCCCACUCCACCCCGUUCCGAGGGGCUCCUCCGGUGGUCCUCUGCCCCUCAGGGUGAGGGGAAUAACCGCACCCCUUCCAUUUGACUGUUCUGGUGGGCCCCACCCGCCUUUCUCAAAACGAGGAUGACGCCCCUUUCCUUUCCGAUUGACCCCGCCUCAGGAGAACAGAUUAGGGAAAAAAUGAUUUCCGAAAGCAGUUCUUUUGUGAAAGGUAUGGUGUUAGGAGGACUCUUCUGUGUAUUUGUUACACUCAUAGGACAUAAUAAGAUGGGCCAUGGGACUAAAGCACAUCACCAUGAGCAUCAUCAUAUUCAAGCACCUAACAAAGAAGAUGUCUCAAAUCUGUCAGAAGGUGAGCGCAUGGAGCUCAGCCAUAGUAUCCGUGUUUAUUGUAUCAUCCUUGUCAAACCUAAAGAUCUUGGAAAUUGGGCUGCUGUGAAAGAAACAUGGAGCAAACAUUGUGACAAGGCCGAAUUCUACAGUUCUGAAAACGUUAAGGUGUUUGAUUCUGUUGUUCUCAACACAAAUGACAUGUGGGUGAUGGUGAGAAAUGCUUAUAAAUUAGCAUAUGAACGCUAUAAAGAUGAGUACAACUGGUUCUUUCUAGCACAUCCAACUACAUUUGCUGUUAUAGAAAAUCUCAAAUAUUUCUUGCUGAAAAAAGACCCAUCGCAGCCUUUUUAUAUAGGUCAUACUGUAAAAUCAGGAGAGCUUGAGUACGUAGAUGAUGAUGGAGGAAUUGUCUUAAGUAUAGAGUCCCUAAAAAGACUCUCUAAAAUUUUUGAAGAUCCUGAUAAGUGUCCAGAACAGGGAGGCUUGCUUUGGAAACUCUCUGAGGAUAAACAACUAGCAGUCUGCCUGAAAUAUACUGGAGUAUUAGCUGAAAAUGCAGAAGAUUCUGAAGGAAAAGAUGUCUUUAACACCAAAUCAGUUGGUUCUCUUAUUAAAGAAGCAAUGGCUAAUCACCCUCAACAAGUAGUAGAGGGAUGCUGUUCUGACACGGCCAUCACUUUCAAUGGAUUGGCUCCUAACCACAUGCAUGUAAUGAUGUAUGGCGUUUAUAGGCUCAGAGCAUAUGGGCACAAUUUCAAAGAUGCACUGGUUUUCUUACCUCCCGCAGGUUCAGACAAUGACUGAUAUCUUUUCAAAGAAGGCAUAUGUAUUGCAUAGAACAUGCAGUCAGCUGUUAAUGCAUAAUGUGACAUGCAUGUAUACAAGCUGGUGCAAUUUUUGUAUUUGAUGGUAUCUGUGUAUUUUUUGCACAUCAGGGUUUGUUCAUUUUAGUUGUAAAAGGGGGAAUCUCUUUUUUCUAAAACUUUUAUAUAAAAAUGUUUCUGGCUCUUGACUAUGUUGGAAUGAAAAAUGUUAAUGGUAAUGCUAAAAUCUUUGUGUGAUAAAGGAAAUGAAUUUAUAGGGGAUAUUUGUAUGGCUAAAUAUUUAUAAGUGAAAACAAAUGAAUCUUAAUCUAUUGUAAUUUAAAUAUAUUUUUGCAAGAUUUUUUUAUUUUGAACUCUUCCAUGCACUUCUUGAAAAUCUUUAUAUCUUUCUAAGAUGUACAAAUAAAACUGAAAAUACAGAUUUAGUAUUAAAGUACAGCUUUAAGCUGUUUUCUUUACACUAGUGCAUAGAGCAAUUUUUUUUCAGUUUGUUGUAGUCUAGAAUAGAAAUGUCAGUGGCCUGAAUUUUUACACUUUCAGAAAAAUGUAGCAAUAUAAUAUGAAGAAACCUAAUCAACUUCAUAACCAGCUGAAGGCUGCUGUGUCUACUGAUAUAAAGAAAAAAACAUGCAUUUCCUGUUUUACUUUGUACAAGUGCUAGCACUCCGCACAGCUGGGAGAGGAGAGCAUAUCCACUCUCUUCACUACCUUCUGCAAAAGCACGAGUGAAGCUGAAAUUAAGAGGCAGCAUACAGAUGGGUGCAGGAGACAGAGGGAUCAAGCCAGAGGAUAUGACCAAGCAUGUUUGGUAUUGCUGUUGGGACCCAUCUAAAGGAUCCUUCUAACCAUCAGUGGGGGAGGAGAAUCUUCAUGUAAAAGGAAUUUGUUCAGGUAACUCAGGAAAUGUUCCAUUGAACAGAAUUUCUAGCAAUUUCAAAAAAUCACGAUGGCAGUGUACCUUUAAUGUAUUCUCACCCAAAACACUGAAGGUGACAAUAUUGAAAUGCUGCAUCUGAAACAAAAAUAUUCUUUGCUAUAAAUCCAAAUUUGGGACUUUCCUUCUUUCCAUGCCAUAGUAGACAUUACACUACUGUUCACUUCUGUUCUAUAUUACGUACACUGGUUUUAUAUACUUUAGUACCAUACUCAAGCUGGCUAUUUAAGUGUUUACAUAUAUCACUGCUUCCAUGGAAAUAAUUCGGUUAGCACAAGGGAGGGUGUGUGUGUUUUCAGAGAAAAUAUCAACUCCAAUUGUGGAAAAUGUAUUAAAAUUUCACUUUUAUAACAAACUAGUAUUAGUUAGCCAAUUGAAAGUGUCAUAGAAAGGUAGAUAGUGACUCAGUGUAACUAAGUGUGUAGUACAAACAAGUAAGGAGAAGGUUUGUAAUCUGGAAUGACCAGUUAAAAAUUAAGAUGAAAAGGUUUUUUUCAUUCUUUACUAUUUCUAUAGUUAGAAGAGUAUCCCUUUAACUCAUUUAUUUUUUCAAAAAUUGUUACUGUAACAUUAAAAUCUGUUAAGCUGUGGCAGAGGAAGCUUCAGCCAAAGGUAGUUUUAUUAAAUGUGGAUUUACAGUAUCAAAGAAGUCUCUUAUAGAAGAACCAACCAAAACUUGUGGAAGUUAAACAUUUGAAAUACAUAUAUUUAAAACAAA